GUUUGUGAAGUUCGAAAGGCGGUCAAGAUGAGGACUCUAAUUCUGUUUUCAGUUGUGAUUCUCUUAGCGUUCUCGAACGCUGAAAAAGUUCGUUUCGAUAACUACAAAGUGUACGUAGUGCAAAUUGAUAAUGAGGAACAACUGAAUGUGAUGCAUGAGAUUGAAAAGACUGCUUUUUCGAGCUAUGAUUUCUGGAAGAGUCCUUCCUACGUUGGAAAUCCCGUCGAAGUUAUGGUGGCUCCACAUAAAGCAUCCGAAUUUGCGGAGAUCAUGGACUCACUCAAAUACACACACAGUCUGAAGAUCGCCAACGUCCAGGAACUUGUUGAGAAACAAGAUCCAGCAAAUCAACCAAGGAACACUGGUUUCUGGGAAAGAUACCAGACUAUGGAUGAGAUCAAUGUCUGGAUGGAUCAGAUGCUGGCACAACAUGGAAACGUUUUGACUCCCAUUACUUAUGGAAACAGCUACGAAAUGGAACCUAUUAGGGGAUUUUUGAUGUCUUACAGGGCCGGAAAUCCAGCCAUCUUUAUUGAAUCUACUAUUCAUGCCAGGGAAUGGAUCACUGCUGCAACAACCACAUGGCUCGUCAAUGAAUUCAUAACGUCAAACGAUCCUGAAAUUCGUCGAAUUGCUGAGAGCUAUGACUGGUACAUCUUCCCAGUUACCAAUCCUGAUGGUUAUCGCCAUUCCCACGAAGUCAACCGCAUGUGGAGAACAACUCGUUCCCGUCAUGGACUGCUGUGCAGGGGAGCUGAUCCGAACAGGAACUUUGAUUUCCGUUGGCAAGAUGGAAGUGGACCCGGUGCCAGUGAUAAUCCCUGCUCUCAGACCUUUGCUGGCCCUUAUCCAUUUUCCGAGCUUGAAACCGGUCAACUUGCUAACUACGUUCUUCAGCGGUUGAAUCAUAUCAAGAUGUACUUGUCCAUGCAUAACUUCAGUGAGCUGCUGCUCUACCCAUAUGGCUGGACCUUAAAUCCAUCCCCAGAUGCACAGAGCCUCCAUCAAAUAGGACAAGCUGCAGCCGAUAGACUUAGGGUGCCAUUUGGGACUGAUUACGGAGUGCACAGCAUAAGCAACUUGUAUGUUGCUACAGGAAGCAGUCCAGACUGGGCCUACGGCGCAGCUGAUAUCAAGCUUACAUACGCCUACGAGUUCCGUGACAAUGGAACUUACGCUUUCCUUCUGCCACCAGAGCAAAUUAUUCCAAAUUCCAUUGAAGUUAUGCAAUCCCUUAUUGGUAUGAUUGACGAGAGCGAACGUUUGGGCUUUUUGUAAAUAAUUAAUAAUUAAAUGCAAGAGCAGUUUUGCGAAAAAAAAACAAA
This is a messenger RNA of Phlebotomus papatasi, 1325 nucleotides long. Its product is annotated as zinc carboxypeptidase-like. Lineage: Eukaryota; Metazoa; Arthropoda; Insecta; Diptera; Psychodidae. The coding region runs from base 28 to 1278 and encodes 416 amino acids. The record is from RefSeq and is a predicted model, not a curated record. Gene Ontology annotation, biological process: proteolysis. The transcript has 6 exons. Gene Ontology annotation, molecular function: metallocarboxypeptidase activity; zinc ion binding.